Molecule: messenger RNA, 1611 nt
Organism: Anguilla rostrata (American eel)
Lineage: Eukaryota; Metazoa; Chordata; Actinopteri; Anguilliformes; Anguillidae
Product: G-protein coupled receptor 54-like
Exons: 5
Coding region: 387-1466 (359 amino acids)
Biological process (GO): neuropeptide signaling pathway
Cellular component (GO): plasma membrane
Molecular function (GO): G protein-coupled peptide receptor activity
Source: RefSeq, a predicted model, not a curated record
UAGGCGUUAGUGAAAAUAUGUCUUAAAAUCUUAAUAGCUGGAGUAGACUCACUGGCAAAAAAAACGCCACAUUGCUCUUGGUUGAUAGCAAGGACAGGGUGCAAUUCUUCUACUGUCCGUUAGAGGGCGAGCACGAGGAACAAACAUCCACAGUAACAAAGCAGCAUGGAGCAGAGGGGCUAGGGGGUGGGGAGAGGGAGGAGACUGGCUGACAGGGCUAUAUUAAAGGCAGGGGACAGACUGGUGCUCCUGCUUUCCACCAGACCGCAACCCCAUGGGCUGCUGCCCCACGCUGUGAUUGGCUGGGACUCUCAGGCUGCUGCAGGCUCAGUUCUAUAGGCCUGGACUUGCCGUGAUUGGCUGGGAUUGUGAGGACGCCGGUUACCAUGGAGGACGGAUGGCAACCGAACGGCACCGCCGCUCCACCGUGCGACCCGGACGCGGCGUGCAACGGCUCGGCGCUGGCGCUCCUGACUCCGCCCCUGCUGGUGGACGCCUGGCUGGUUCCCCUGUUCUUCGCCAUCAUCAUGCUGCUCGGCCUUGUGGGAAACUCCCUGGUCAUCUACGUGGUCACCAAGCACCGGCAGAUGAAGACGGUCACUAACUUCUACAUCGCGAAUCUGGCAACCACUGACAUCCUAUUCCUGGUGUGUUGUGUUCCCUUCACUGCAACCCUCUACCCCCUGCCCAGCUGGGUGUUUGGGGACUUUAUGUGCAGACUGGUCAACUACCUUCAACAGGUGACGGUGCAGGCGACCUGCAUCACGCUGUCGGCCAUGAGCGUGGAUCGCUGCUACGUGACCGUUUAUCCUCUUCAGUCCCUACGCCAUCGAACGCCACGCAUGGCCAUGGCCGUCAGCAUCGCCAUCUGGAUAGGGUCGCUGGGACUCUCUGUGCCUGUGGCGGUGUACCAGCGGCUGGAGACGGGGUACUGGUACGGCCCGCAGGUGUACUGCACCGAGUCCUUCCCCUCCCCCGAGCGCCAGAAGGCCUUCAUCCUCUACACCUUCCUGGCGGUCUACCUGCUGCCGCUGCUCACCAUCUGCCUGUGCCACGCCUUCAUGCUCAAACGCAUGGGCCAGCCCGCGGUGGAGCCCGCAGACAACAGCUACCAGGUGCAGGUGCUGGCGGAGAGGGCGGAGGCUGUGCGGACGCGGAUCUCGCGCAUGGUGGUGGUGAUGGUGCUGCUCUUCACCGUCUGCUGGGGCCCCAUCCAGCUGUCCGUCCUGUACCAGGCCCUCCACCCGGCCACGCGCAGGAGCUACGCCCUCUACAAACUGAAGAUCUGGGCCCACUGCAUGUCCUACUCCAGCUCCUCCGUCAACCCCAUCAUCUACGCCUUCAUGGGAGCGAACUUCAGAAAGUCCUUCAAAAAGGCCUUUCCUUUCAUCUUCAAACGCAGGGCCGGGAGAACAGCGGGGGCCUCGGCCAACACAGAGCUGCACUACCUUUCAUCCGGAACAUGAAGGACUGCAAAAGGCCAGGCUGCAUCACACAUACACACACACAUGUACAUGCACACACACACACACACACACCCACACUCCCUCAGGACAGAGAAAACAGGCUAAAAAAAAAAGCGAUGAAACGUGCCGGGCAAACCAGUCCCCC